This is a messenger RNA of Mustela lutreola (European mink), 1058 nucleotides long. RefSeq names its product ATP synthase peripheral stalk subunit d (gene ATP5PD). The record is from RefSeq and is a predicted model, not a curated record. Gene Ontology annotation, biological process: proton motive force-driven ATP synthesis. The transcript has 6 exons. Gene Ontology annotation, molecular function: proton transmembrane transporter activity. The coding region runs from base 514 to 999 and encodes 161 amino acids. NCBI's taxonomy places the organism in Eukaryota, Metazoa, Chordata, Mammalia, Carnivora, Mustelidae.
GAUGUCUGCGGGCUGCCCUGUUUUGCCCCCUCCAGACCUCGUGUCGACCCUUGUCGCACCCCUGACGAGGAGGCCGGGCCUUGCGGUUGGCCUGCUGGCAGAGCGCCCGGGUGUAGCUUCUGCCGCCGGCGCCGCUCUGCUCGGCGCUCCCUUCCUCUCCCCUCCCCCGCGCGAGGUCGCCGGGCUGUGACCCCCGCCGCCUCUGACCGAGGUGCUUCCACACGCCUCGUCUCGUUCGAUCCGCCCCCAGCGCGGCCGACUUCUGCAGUCCCGUGGGGGGCUGGGGAAACGUUAUUCCGAGAUAGUGUUCACUUGUUUAGUGAGGGACACUCAGUCUCAUCCUGAGGGUUCCAGCGUCGGAGCGUGUGGAGCGCUCAGAGCUUCUCAAAGUGCAGAGUUCGCGUAUCCUUUCCGCAGAUACUCACGGAGCCCCUCCUGUGCCCUGGGGAUUCAGCAACAUACAAAGGACAAAAAUCCCACCAUUUAGGAAGCCUCCCUGCACGGGAUCUCAAGAUGGCUGGGCGAAAACUUGCUCUAAAAACCAUUGACUGGGUAGCUUUUGGGGAGAUCAUACCCCGAAACCAGAAGGCCAUUGCUAACUCCCUGAAAUCUUGGAAUGAGACACUUACCUCCAAGUUGGCUACUCUUCCUGAGAAACCCCCUGCUAUCGACUGGGCUUACUACAAGGCCAAUGUGGCGAAGGCUGGCUUGGUAGAUGACUUUGAGAAGAAGUUCAAUGCCCUGAAGAUUCCUGUGCCAGAGGAUAAAUACACUGUUCAGGUGGACGCUGAAGAAAAAGAAGAUGUGAAAAGUUGUGCUGAGUUUUUGUCUCUCUCAAAGGCCAGGAUUGUGGAAUACGAAAAACAGCUGGAGAAGCUAAGGAACAUAAUUCCGUUCGAUCAGAUGACCAUUGAGGACCUGAAUGAAGCCUUCCCAGAAACCAAAUUAGACAAGAAGAAGUAUCCCUAUUGGCCUCACAAGCCAAUCGAAAACUUAUAAACUUGAGGUGGGGAAAGAGCUCUGGCCCUCGUAUUAUAAACGCUGGACAUUAAAAAUAA